Molecule: messenger RNA, 2505 nt
Organism: Fusarium vanettenii 77-13-4
Lineage: Eukaryota; Fungi; Ascomycota; Sordariomycetes; Hypocreales; Nectriaceae
Exons: 3
Coding region: 1-2505 (834 amino acids)
Biological process (GO): carbohydrate metabolic process
Molecular function (GO): hexosyltransferase activity; UDP-glycosyltransferase activity
Source: RefSeq, a predicted model, not a curated record
AUGGCGGUUAUUGCAGAUGACGGCCGAGUCAAGAUGACUCCUAACAAGAGGACGAGCUACAUCGCCGACAUGAUUGCGCCGACACUGCACCAACAACAUGAUCCUCAUCUCAACACGAGUCCUCGACCUCCUCCCCCUCCCCCGAAACCAGGUCUUGGCCAUGGCCAGGGUCCCCCGCCCAUGAGCAUUGUCAUCCAGAUCGUCGGAUCCAGGGGCGACGUGCAGCCGUUUGUGGCGCUGGGCAAGACCCUCUCGGCAUACGGCCACCGCGUCAGAAUAGCCACUCACCCAACGUUUGCCAAGUUUGUUCGCGAAAACGGCCUCGAGUUUUUCAGUAUCGGGGGUGAUCCUGCCGAGCUCAUGGCCUUUAUGGUCAAGAACCCAGGACUCAUGCCUGGAGCCGACGCCGUGAAGACGGGAGAGGUGAGUAAGCGACGCCGUGGUAUCGAAGAGAUGAUGUUGGGCUGUUGGAGAUCGUGUAUCGAAGCGGGCGAUGGUUUGGAAGCCACCUCUGACGAACAGAAGCCGUUUGUGGCCGAUGCCAUCAUCGCCAACCCUCCCAGCUUUGCCCACAUUCACAUCGCUGAGAGGCUCGGUAUCCCUCUGCAUCUCAUGUUCACCAUGCCUUGGUCACCAACAACCGCCUUCCCGCACCCGCUAGCCAAUAUUCAACACUCAGCAGCCGAUGGAGCUUCAUCAAACUACAUGUCGUACGCAAUGGUCGAGGUCAUGACCUGGCAGGGACUCGGAGAUGUAGUCAACAGGUUCAGAACAAAGGUGCUCGGGCUAGAUCCUAUCGCACUCAUGUGGGCACCUGGCUUACUCGAACGGCUUCGCAUCCCGUACACCUACUGCUGGUCCCCUGCCCUGAUCCCCAAGCCUGGGGACUGGGGUGACAACAUUGACAUCUCAGGCUUCUUCUUCCUGGACCUCGCUUCAUCAUUCAAGCCGCCAGCAGACCUGGAUGCAUUCCUUCGCGCCGGUCCCCCGCCUGUUUACAUCGGCUUCGGUUCCAUCGUCGUCGACGACCCCGCCAAGCUCACCAGAACCAUCUUCGAGGCAGUGCGGCUAGCUGGAGUCCGAGCUCUUGUAUCCAAAGGCUGGGGCGGCAUCGGAGGGGAUGAUCAAGUGCCUGAGGGAGUCUUCAUGCUCGGCAACGUACCCCACGACUGGCUGUUUGGCCGCGUCUCAGCCGUAUGCCACCACGGCGGCGCAGGCACCUGCUCUGCGGGCAUCAAGGCCGGUCGCCCAACCGCUGUGGUUCCCUUCUUUGGCGACCAGCCUUUCUGGGGCGCCAUGGUGAGCCGAGCCGGCGCAGGUCCCGAGCCGAUCCCACACGCCGACUUGACAGCCGAGAAGCUCGCCGCGGCGAUCCGCUACUGUCUGUUGCCUGAGACACAGGCCAGGGCCCAAGAGCUGGGCGCCAGGAUCCGUGAGGAAUCUGGAACAGCUGAAGGCUGUAGAAGCUUCCACCGCCAGCUCCAGGAUCGCAAGAUUAACUGCGAUGCCGCGCCUGGGAGAUGCGCAGCUUGGAAGGUUAGGAAAACGACUGUUAAGCUGAGUCCCUUUGCUGCGGCAGUACUUGUCAGAGCUGGAGAGCUGGAGUACUCAGACCUAAAACUAUACAGGUCAAUUGAAUACAGCACUGAGGAGCAGCCGUGGGAUCCCUUCUCAGCGACUACAGCCGCUCUCAUAGGAGACAUGAGCAGCAUCGCCGCAGGGAUCGCUACCGUCCCUCAUAACGUGAUCAAGGGAAUCCGAGCGAGCAACAAGAGAGGGAAAUCACCAUCCCCUGGGCCAUCUUCAAAUGCCCAGGAACCCCCCAAUGGCCCCAGUUCCUCUCAGAUCCAGGCCUCGCAGCAACUCCAGGGGACGCCAGGGGACAACAAUCACGUCGAGCAGCAGGAAUCAAGUAACAGCCAUGCAGCCGAAGUCGCCAAGAACGCAGCCAUUCAGGUGGGCGAGGGCAUCGGUGGCAUCGUCGGGGCAGCCGUCAAGUCCCCCAUGAACUUCAGCGUCGGGUUGGCCAAGGGGCUCAAGUACGCGCCGCGCCUCUACCAUGACGAGCUAAUCCGUCAGCCGGACAAGAUUGACAGCUUCUCCAGUGGCCUCAAGGUGGCGGGUAAAGAGCUGGCAUUGGGAUUCUACGACGGCGUCGCGGGUCUGGCGGUGCAGCCGUGGAAGGGCGCAGUUAAAGAAGGACCCAAGGGGUUCAUCAAGGGCUUUGGAAAGGGCGUUGGUGGCCUCGUUUUCAAGCCUGCAGCUGGCAUCUUUGGUCUCUCGGCUUACUCGAUGCAGGGUGUUCACGCUCACUUCCGGGCCAUGUUCUCGAGCAAUGUGCCAGACUAUAUCAUUGCAUCGCGCAUUCAGCAGGGCGAGGACGACUUCAAGGCUGCGUCAGACCAUGAGCGAAACGCUGUGCUGGGGAAAUGGUGGAGUAUUCAGCCAGAUCUAAAGAAGUGGCAUCAGAAGGGCAAGGACAGGGAGGAUGACCCCUAUGUGUAG